Prunus armeniaca (apricot) is the source of this 405-nucleotide messenger RNA. The record is from the annotation of a GenBank genome assembly. NCBI's taxonomy places the organism in Eukaryota, Viridiplantae, Streptophyta, Magnoliopsida, Rosales, Rosaceae.
AUGUUUAUUGAUGGGAUUCAAAAUUAUGGGAAACUGAAUCCUACUUUUGUGCAAGGGGAAUUUAAGCUCCCAUUAUCAAGCAUACGAGCAUAUCUAAAAGAGCCUAUUACUCCCAGGUUCGUACACGUAGGUUCUGCAGUAGUUACCCGACCUGACAGGCCUGGACUUGAUCUAAGUAAACAACCUUCUGCUGUUCGCUUAAACAAGGAAUUGGAUUUUAUCCUGACAUUCAAGUUGAAGGGGGAGGAUUUAAUACGGGAUAGUGGAAUACCAUAUACAAUUGUGAGGCCUUGUGCAUUAACUGAGGAGCCUGCUGUAGCAGAUCUCAUUUUUGACCAAGGAGACAAUAUAACGGGUAAGAUAUCAAGAGAGUGUAGAAAAAUAGACGAGAGAAGUUUGGGUUGA